This is a messenger RNA of Dipodomys ordii (Ord's kangaroo rat), 1574 nucleotides long. RefSeq names its product B-cell CLL/lymphoma 7B (gene Bcl7b). Lineage: Eukaryota; Metazoa; Chordata; Mammalia; Rodentia; Heteromyidae. The record is from RefSeq and is a predicted model, not a curated record. Bases 76 to 699 code for a protein of 207 amino acids. The transcript has 6 exons.
GCGGCGACGCGUGAGGCGCGAGACUCCCCGCGUCUUGGGAGCAGUGUCCUGGCCCCCGCCGCUCCCGCCGCCGCCAUGUCGGGCCGGUCGGUUCGGGCCGAGACCCGCAGCCGGGCCAAGGACGACAUCAAGAAGGUGAUGGCGGCCAUCGAGAAAGUGCGGAAAUGGGAGAAAAAGUGGGUGACUGUGGGUGACACAUCCCUUCGGAUAUUUAAAUGGGUUCCUGUGACAGACAGCAAGGAGAAAGAAAAGUCAAAAUCCAACAGUUCAGCAACCCGGGAACCUAAUGGCUUUCCCUCUGAAGCCUCUGCCAAUCGCUCUCUCCUCCUUGAAUUCCAGGAUGAGAACAGCAACCAGAGCUCAGUGUCGGACGCCUAUCAGCUCAAGGUGGACAGCAGUACCAACUCGAGCCCCAGCCCCCAGCCAAGUGAGUCCCUGAGCCCAGCCCACACCUCCGACUUCCGCACAGAUGACUCCCAGCCCCCCACGCUGGGCCAGGAGACCUUAGAGGAGCCCUCCCUGCCUGCUUCGGAAGUUGCGGAUGAGCCCCCCACCCUCACAAAGGAAGAGCCAGUCCCUCUGGAAAUGCAGAUGGCAGAGGAAGAAGAAGACUCGGGAGCCCCACCCCUGAAGCGCUUUUGUGUAGACCAGCCAGACAUGCUGCAGCCUGGGGAGGUGCAGAGCACAUCGGAGAGCUAGCACCUCGUGCCCCCACACCUCCUGCCCGCCUCUAUUUAUUGCAUUCCGGCCCUAGCUGUGCCGCUGCUGGGCUGGGCAAGCACUGUGGUGCAGAGCCCACACAGGCAGCCUUCUGGGAGGGCUUGGGGUUGUAGCAAUCAUCUUCCUGUCCCUGGCACCUGAGAAGAGGAACCCCAGGGCCUUUUCAUACCCCAAGUAGGCUGGAGCACCAGCCACCCCAAGGUUCAUCUAUCACCUCCAAAGGAGCAUACUCGGCUUCCACCCCUGGGGACUGAGGCCCCUCUGCCUGGAAGAGGAGAUGGAAGGCACCUCUAGAGCAGAGCACGCCCCAGGUUACUUGAAGGUGAAUGGAGACUUCCAGCAGGGCCCAGGCCCUGCUGCUGUUGAGGAACUGGUGGAGACCAGGGAGGUAAGGGGGAGGCCCCUCAUCCUUGGUGGAGGUUCAAAGCUCAUGUGGAUUUCCUGUGCCCAGGCUUCCUGCCCAAGCCUAGGCAGCCCUGCCUCUGGGACAGCUAGCUGCUGACUGACUGUGCCUGCCAGAACUGCCAGACUCCCCCAACACAAACACAAACGCACUUACAUGCACUUACAUCUGGCCACACCAUGCAUUUCAUUCCAGCCACCCACCUCCCUCUGUGCUCCACCCCAAGAUGGACAGAUAGGAGGUUCUGACCACAGUACCUGCCUCACAGUACUCCCUCAGCUCACACUUUCUAGAGAGUUCCUUUUCUUUGAAAUCUGCAUGUUUAAUUGAACUUGGUGAUUUUAUUUUUUGUUUCAAAAAAGUUUAAGAAAAAUGGAAAUGGGCAACAACGAGCGAAGACUUAUUUUAGCACUGAAUAGAAUAUUUUUAAAAUUAAACUAUUUGAAAUAUG